UUGUCAUCGCAUCGUAUGGCCGAAAUUAUGUUGGCUUCAGUUGGUUGUAAAACAUUUUUCGAAACUUUUCAAAAUUUUUUCUGUGGACGCUAUAAGCUUAAUGGCGUGCAGAGAGCCACCACAGACUGCGAUCGUCAUUAACCUGCUGAUUGGCGAUUUGGUUCAGGAUGCCGUAAAUGAGCCGCUCAAAUUGUCCGAGCAGAAGAACACCUGCCAGCGGCUAUUCGACAUUUUGGGCUUUCAUGCCGACGAAUGUUUUGACGACUUGGAAGGCAGUGAAAUGGCUAUAACACCCAGCACGGCCACCCUUCAGACCAGUCCAAAACCGCACUCGGUCGAAGCCAACAAAAGGAAUUGGUACGGUUGGAUGUCCAAGGCAUUGGAAGAAAAUUCUGAGGACGAUGUUGAGAUCUUUAGCAAGGCCGCCAUUGAUGAGCCCAAAAGUAUCCAUUCGGUUGGAGUGCAGACGGAGCAGCCACGCCGGCGUAUCAGAUCGUGCACUGUGGACUUUGUCCCAGCUCCAGCCCCCUGCGAACUGACCAGACAAACGAUCUUCAUUGAUGCUAUUUCCGUUCCAAUACCAAAUGUCUUGGGUCGACCGCCACUGGCCGAUCGCUUUUGCUAUAUGUUGACCGAUUUCGCCUCGGCAUUAUAUUGUAGUCUUGCCAUUAUGUGUUGUUGCACUCCCAGUAUGUUGAGAUAAAUUAAAGGAAUGGACAACUCGCCUGGGCCAAAUCGCCACUCGGGUUUUCUUUUUAUUUGUUCAAGA
Drosophila eugracilis is the source of this 769-nucleotide messenger RNA. RefSeq lists its product as uncharacterized. NCBI's taxonomy places the organism in Eukaryota, Metazoa, Arthropoda, Insecta, Diptera, Drosophilidae. The coding region runs from base 101 to 703 and encodes 200 amino acids. The record is from RefSeq and is a predicted model, not a curated record. The transcript is spliced from 2 exons.